UGCUCAGUUUGGAACAAGUGUUUCGAGGGAAAUGCAGUCCGUGAAAGUGAUCUUUGUUCUGUCUGUGACCCUGGCGGUUGCCUUUGCUAACCCGAGGUUGCCGCCCGGUGCCCCGAAGCCGCUGGAUGGAGAUGACUUAUCCAAGGCUAAGGAGCUCUUGGACACAACGCUCGCCAAACUUGCCACAGGAGAUGGUCCCAAUUAUCAGGUAGUGAAUGUGAUCUCGGCAUCUAGCCAACUGGUGGCUGGGUCGCUCUACAAAUUCGAGGUGAAGCUGUCCAACGGAGCCGAGACCAAGGAGUGCAACGUAAAGAUCUGGGACAGGCCAUGGCUGCAUGAGCAGGGGGAGGCCACCAAUGUGAAGGUCCAGUGCAAGGAUGAAGAUGUGCUCGAGAAGACCUGGUAGGGCGUCAUUGCUGUGUUUAACCAUACAAUUUGCAAUACAAUAAAGGUGCAAUCUCUGGUGCUUGAGAAAUGGGACAAUAAUUUUUCGAAGCUUGCCUACUCCGGUGACUCCCAGAAAUGAUUGUGCUUAUAUCAUGAACUGUGAUAAUUAAUUUGUGCGGAUUGUGCAGUAACCAGUUUUUCUUUAUAUUUAAAACAAAAUGUUAUCACGUCUGUGUGAAUAACUAGCUAGAAGGCAAAAACCAAACCCAAGACGUCUUAACCGAUCUUUUGGCGAUACUUGCGAACUUUCUUUAGGAUAUGCAAUUUAUUUAUACAUUUAUUUUGUAGGCACAAAAUUAAAUGCUAUUGGUUCUGCUUAGCCUGUUAUUCCUGUU
Messenger RNA from Drosophila melanogaster (fruit fly), 782 nucleotides. RefSeq lists its product as uncharacterized. Bases 32 to 406 code for a protein of 124 amino acids. The transcript has 3 exons. Gene Ontology annotation, molecular function: cysteine-type endopeptidase inhibitor activity. The record is from RefSeq and is marked reviewed. NCBI's taxonomy places the organism in Eukaryota, Metazoa, Arthropoda, Insecta, Diptera, Drosophilidae.